Messenger RNA from Drosophila eugracilis, 1182 nucleotides. Its product is annotated as ATP-dependent RNA helicase A. The record is from RefSeq and is a predicted model, not a curated record. Bases 90 to 644 code for a protein of 184 amino acids. The transcript is spliced from 2 exons. Lineage: Eukaryota; Metazoa; Arthropoda; Insecta; Diptera; Drosophilidae.
UGGUUCCCCACUCGGAAGCAACCAAAUUCACUCCACUCUACUCUACUCAACUCUUCCCCCCAACAAACACACUCACCCGACUCGUCGCUAUGAACUCCUUCUCAGUGUUCUUAGUGUUCGCUCUGGCUGCUUUGGUCGCGGCAGAGCCACCAUCUGGAUAUAACUAUCCCCGCGGCGGAGGCGGUGGUGGUGGCGGCGGAUUCGGAGGUGGCUUCGGCGGCGGUUUCGGAGGCGGCGGCGGUGGUGGCGGCGGUGGCUACCAGGCUGUGAGCGGCGGCUUCCAGACCUCCGAAGGCCAGAACGUGGAUCCCCAGCUCCUUGAGCAGGUUCGUCAAAUCCUUCUGAACGAGGAGAGCAAGCAGGGCGGUGGUGGAGGUGGUGGUGGUGGCGGCGGCGGCGGCUAUCCUAGUGGCCCGUCUAGCAGCUACGGCCCUCCUUCCACCAGCUACGGAGCACCAGGCAUCGGAGGCGGUGGCCGUGUUGUCGGCAUCGAUCUGGAGGGAGUACGCCAAGCCAUUCAGGUGGCCCAGUUCGCCCAGCAGAGCUCCCAGCAGGGAGGUGGUGGCGGUGGAUACCCAAGUGCCCCAUCCGGAUCUUAUGGAGCCCCAUCGAGGCCCAGCGGCAGCUACGGAGCGCCCUUCUAGAUCCCGCAAGGUCUCACAUCCAAAAGACACAUCUCUCUGCCAAAAAUGAAUACCGACGGACACACGAAACCGACAAAGACGACACCAACACUAUAUGAAUUUGGGCAUCCUGGGCCCAGAAAAGGAACUACCGAUCCACUCUGAACCCGAGAAAACUGGUGAUCGUUUCCCUUCUUAAGCCCCCUUCCAAAACUCAGCGACUGUACCUCUCAGUUUUCCAACACUCCGUUCCCCCGAGAACCUCAAACCCAAUUUCCACUUGAAUUUCGGCUCGUACCCUCACGAAUCUCGAAAUCGGGGCUUCGUUUCGGACUUUUCCCGUAACCUUUGUAAAUAGUUAUCUCACAGUACACGAAUACAAGAGAAACCGAACACGAAAGCCACACACAGUAACACCCACAACACCAAGAUGGAAAGAUGAAAAGACACCCCAGACAGUGUUAUAACGCAUUAUUAGUUCGUAAGUGUUUUUAUUUUAUAUGAAACAAACAAAGAAACAACAAAAAAAUAUGAAAACAAUAAAAAAAAUAGUAAAUUU